Molecule: messenger RNA, 2032 nt
Organism: Xyrauchen texanus (razorback sucker)
Lineage: Eukaryota; Metazoa; Chordata; Actinopteri; Cypriniformes; Catostomidae
Product: glycolipid transfer protein-like
Exons: 5
Coding region: 126-755 (209 amino acids)
Biological process (GO): intermembrane lipid transfer; ceramide transport
Cellular component (GO): cytosol; cytoplasm; membrane
Molecular function (GO): ceramide 1-phosphate binding; ceramide 1-phosphate transfer activity
Source: RefSeq, a predicted model, not a curated record
ACUGGAAUAGUGAACGAGCUGUCUGUACGGUGGAAGUUCCGGGUUCUGUUUUUAAUUCCUGCUUUGUUGUCCUCUUCUUAUGUUAUAGGCAAAAAAGAAGUAAUUUUGGCCAACUUCAAGCAAACAUGGCUCUUCUAAUGGAGCACCAGUUCCGGCAACUUCCAGCCGACAAACAAGUGGAAACCCGGCUGUUUCUUGAGGCGGUGUCUCAUCUUCCUCCUUUCUUCGAUUGCCUUGGUUCUGCAGUUUUCUCCCCUAUCAAGGCUGAUAUUGCGGGUAACAUAACUAAAAUCAAGGCCGUGUAUGACACCAACCCCACCAGGUUUAAAACCCUGCAGCAGAUUUUGGAAGCGGAGAAGGAGAUGCAUGGAGCUCAGUGGCCAAAAGUAGGAGCAACACUUGCCCUCAUGUGGCUAAAAAGGGGUCUUCGCUUUAUCCAGGUUCUUCUCCAGAGCCUUGUGGAUGGGGAAAAGGAUGAAAACAACCCUAACCUCAUCAGAGUCAAUGUCUCCAAAGCAUAUGAGAUGGCUUUGAAGAAAUAUCAUGGCUGGUUUGUUCAAAAGAUCUUUACGGCAGCACUAUAUGCAGCUCCAUACAGGUCAGAUUUCCUCAAAGCUCUGUCUAAAGGGCGAGAGGUUAAGGACGAAGAAUGCUUGGAUAAAGUAAGGCAGUUCCUCGUUAACUUCACAGCUACUAUUGAUGCCAUUUAUGAAAUGUACACCAAGAUGAACGCAGAGCUGGACUACACUGUGUGAUCUCUCGUUCACAAACGAGCAAACUUCUUUCCUCAUCACCUUCUGCUCUCCCAACGGAUCACUGUUGCCUCCCAUUGGACUGUUCUUCUCUCCUACUGGAUCAUGCAUCUCUGCAGUGUUUGGUUUUGCUUUUCCUUGGGGGACAAUGAAGGUCCAGGCUGCUGAAGACUUUUUAUCUGUCAUUGUAUGGUACCGCUGUUAUCUGAAGCUGAUGACGGGUUGAAUGCUUUGGUCUUUCUUUAAAAAACAGUGUUUUGAAAAAACUUGUUGAAAAUUUGUAACAAUCAUUUUUGGUUCUGGUUAAUUUUUAUUACACAUGCACUUCAUGUACAUGUGUAUUAGCUGUGUAAUGUAUGUGCUCAUUUAUUCAGACAACAACUCACUGCAAAUUAAGGUUUUAAUUUAUGCGUUUCUAACCCUUGUAUUCUCUUUAACCAAAUAUCUGACAUUGACUGCAUUGCUGUCAUUUUUACUUUGAUCUGUUUUAUGAAAAAGAUAAUACUUGAAUGUGGCCUGUUUAACAUGAAAUGCAAAGAAAUUAUGAAGCCUUUCUAUUUAGUGGUAAAAAUGUAAACAGUACAUAUAAAAUGUGUUAAAUUCUACAAGAUAUCCUGUGUUGACAUGAAUGACUGAUAAUCUUCAUGGACUUAUGCCAUAUCCUACAUAUUCAGUUGAAAACUCUGCUUUCUGUUUCCUAACGUCAUCGUUUUCCAAAGUAUGCAGGACUACAGAACAUUUUCAAAGUCUGGGAAGUUCAAACAUUGCAAAAUCAAUGUGUUUUCAACUGAAUAUGUGUAAGAGUGGAUGCGGCCUUAAUCGGUCUUGUGUUCUAUUUAUAUAAUUUAAUGGAGCGUUGUUGAUUUUUUAUUUCCUACAUAAUCAAAGGCUAGAAAUAUAUGAACUGUUUAGAAAUAUAUGUUAAUUUAUUUCAGCGUGAGUCUUGACCCUGUUGAGAACCAAUGACCCUAACACUGAAAAACUAAAAUAAUUAUCUAAUGUCAUAAAUUUCAGUUCUGUCACAGCAGUGAUUUCACUGGAUACAUUCUGGAGAUUUUAUUUUAACCAAUGGAGAUUUCAUUGAAAGUCUGGCAAGAUACUGAUACUGAUUAUCUCAUCGUCAUAGAGGACAGACAAAACAAAAGCAGAGCCAUACAAGCCUCAGUGUGGCUGUAUGAUGCAUUCAGGUGACGUUUUUCUUUUCCACUGCAAUGUAUCCUCUUAUUGUGUCUUACAUUGAUCAUGGCAUGUGUAGCAUAUUUCAAAUCUAAUUAAAAGCA